UUUGUAACCCUCUGAGGAGGAAGAAAGAAGAGAAAAAAUAAUGGAUUGCAUAAAACACAAGCACCAAGGCCACAGAGGAGUAUGCGCAUCUUGCUUAAGAGAAAGACUCUAUUUACUACCCGACACGACGUCGUACUACACCAUAAACCUAUCUAGUAACUCCUCGACCACCACAGUUUCGUCUCCUCCGGUUAAGGAAUACCACCGGCGGUCCGGUUCGAUGACGAUGUCUUUCACUGUGAGGGAAGCGUUUAGUGGUAAGCUGAUCGAGGCUUUGGGUGGAGGGCUGAAGAAGAGCAGAUCCAUGGCUCAUGUUCCUAGGGGUUCUUUUAUCGUUAGUGAUUCUAGGAGGAAGAAGACGACGGAGAAGUUGAAAUCCACGAAGGCUAAGGUGAGUGGAUUUUGGAGGAAGCUGUUUCAUCUGAAAGGGAAAGGCGGUGGGGCCGACGUCGGAGGGUUGGUUGCUUCACGGCAAAGAGUGUAGUAGAUUUAGUUUUUUCUUCUUGUUGUUAUGUGUACAUAUUAACAAAAAAAUGUUAAAUGGAGUAGAAAUAAUAAUACUCUAUUUUUUUCUACUUAUACAAUCAUGUCAUUUUGACACCUUUUUUUUUGUAACACUUUUGACACUUCUUUUUAUCAUAUAAAAGGUGUCAUUUUUAAA
Brassica oleracea var. oleracea is the source of this 661-nucleotide messenger RNA. RefSeq lists its product as uncharacterized. NCBI's taxonomy places the organism in Eukaryota, Viridiplantae, Streptophyta, Magnoliopsida, Brassicales, Brassicaceae. The record is from RefSeq and is a predicted model, not a curated record. The transcript has a single exon. The coding region runs from base 41 to 484 and encodes 147 amino acids.